Coregonus sp. 'balchen' is the source of this 8599-nucleotide messenger RNA. Lineage: Eukaryota; Metazoa; Chordata; Actinopteri; Salmoniformes; Salmonidae. The record is from the annotation of a GenBank genome assembly.
GUCCUGCGUGAAUGGAUCAAGUCGCAAACAAAAGAGGUCAUAUAAUUGCUAACCAAUCAAAAACCUCACAUUGUACUUCCACCAAUGGUAACGAUUGUUUUACAGGGGAGGCUGAAACCUGUCACCUCACAAGCACGGCAGACAGGCGCAUUUAUCUACAUGAUACAGUCACACAUUUUCACAUGUUGUUCGUUGGCUGUCGUAUGAAGAGGUAGUCAUUUGAUAUAGUUUAUGUUUGAUUUUUAGUCUGCUAAAGUAUUUCUAUUUGAUGUAAUUGUGUAUACCUCAAUAUAAUUUAGCGCCACCACUUGUGGACAUCAUGGUGGUGGGAGUUAACUGUCGCUGAUAGUCUGACCGAUUUGCAACAAUGUUGCCCUCACCUAUCAUUUUGACCAGAUCGGCUAUCCAAUUGGUGUCAAGGUGAGCGGUGAAAUAUUUGGUUAUUUGUAUUUAAUUUAUUACAAUGUUAAAAGGUCAUUUUCAUAUCUGGUUACUGUCCAUACAAAUGAGCUUAUCUAACUACUGUAGUCAGGGGGAAAAUCAGGGGGAAGAUCUCAAUUGUGUACUCCUGGCGUCCUCUUCUCAAAACCUAUUGGAGGAGAAGGUCCGAGGGGCGGGACCUCUUGCUUUCUCAUCCAAUGGGGUUUAAGGAGACGAGGAGAGAGGACGUGAGGAGUAUGCAAUUGAGAUCUUCCCUAUGACUUAUGCAAGCCAAUUUCACAUUGUAUGUUUGUAUAACACAAAUGCUUGCCUCGGCAAGAUGGAAAGCAUAAUGCAUGUUAUUCCCCAAUGAUAUGUCUUACUUUUAUUAUAGAAUCAACUUAUAAUGUCAUGUUUAAGUUUUUAAAAAUGUAGAAUUGUAUGGCCAGCUGAUUGUGCAAUAUUCUGUAAGUAGGUGAAAAAGAACUGUGAAUUUAUUUGCUAACUUUUCCUUCACUGGAAACCUCUCUGCAGGUCAUCUGUGGUGCCCAUGCCGGAAUGUCUCCGUUAAACCAGGAGGGUGGAAACCGCAGAAGGUUCCACCAAGAUACCUCGGCCAGCUAAGCCCCUUCACUCAUCCACACCUCAUCAAAAAUUGUGAAUGUACUCAUGGGCAUACAGCUAUGUCCCAUUUCUGCCAAUCAGUUACUCUACAGCAUUUACCCAAAAUCAAAGCUCAUUGUUAUCUUAUUCACAACCACCACCUAUGGGUACGAAUACUGUUUUGUAGUACAGUGCAGUCGCUUCAGGGAGUUUUGAAUGGUGGGUUUAUAGCUUCUUCUUCCCCUUCCUGCUCUCUGUCACAGGUGAGGUGACCCCUGGCUUAACCCAAACAGAGUUUGAUCUCCGUCGGCAAAGACUGGCCUCUCUCAUCGAGGUUCAGGCAGAUCGUCUGGGACCCACUGCUUCGUCCAACAAACACCUCGUCAUUGUCCUCUCCCACCCAAUCCGCUACAUGACCAAUGACAUCCCCUACCCCUUCCACCAGAACCAGGACUUCCUCUAUCUCACAGGCAUCCUCGAGCCAGACAGCGCCCUGGUUCUGUGUGGUACCGGCCGCCCGGACCAAGCCAUCCUCUUCGUUCCCCGCAGGGACCCGGCCAGGGAGCUGUGGGACGGGCCCAGGUCAGGGAAGGACGGGGCGGCAGCGUUGACGGGGGUGGAGAGGGUCCACUGCACAGAAGAGUUGGGACUUGUACUCAAAAGCCUUAAAGGUAGGGGGUAACAAGGGGAAAGUAAUUUGAACAUAUAUAUUUUAGAGUAAAUGUUACUCUUGGGAUGAAAGAUUAGGGAUUAGAAGCCUGGAACGUAGCUCCAAAUUGUGGAUCUAAUUUUCAUUCCUGUCACGAUCGUCGUAUACAGAGGAGGACCAAGGCGCAGCGUUGCAGGCAAACAUACUCUUUAUUUAGCGAUACAUGACCAAAACGAUAACGUGACAGUUCACGGUCUAACACAAACCAACUAGAACAAGAUCCCACAACUACUGUGGGAAAACAGCCUGUUUAAAUGUGGUUCCCAAUCAGAGACAACCAGCCACAGCUGACACUCGUUGCCUCUGAUUGAGAACCACACUGGCCAACAUAGAAAUGAAACACCUAGAACUACAACACAGAAAUCUACACACCCUGGCUCAACAUAACAGUGUCCCCAGAGCCAGGGCGUGACAAUUCCGAACAAAUGCAGCUGUUUCAACCAUUUCAAAGUGAUGUAAAGAAAUUAGACAAACUAUAUCACUAACAAUUUUACUCUGAUUGUUCCCCCUCUCUCAGGUAGCACAGUGUGGUAUGAUGGCUCCAAGCCCUGCCACCCUGGGCUCCACCAGACCCAUGUUCGGCCCCUUCUGGAAGGGGGGCCCAUGGUGCGCUCUCUCAGACCCCUUACACACUCCCUCAGGGCCCUCAAGAGCCCAGCCGAGGUGGCUCUCAUGAAGGAGGCUGGUCGCAUCACAGCACAGGUGAGUCACCUCACACACACGCCAUGAGUGAAGCACUCUCAACUGUUCAUGUAAACCCUCUGCAUCCCCUCUUUCAGGCAUUCAAGAAGACUAUGGGUAUGUCUCAAGGAGACAUUGAUGAAGCUCUACUGUAUGCUAAGGUGAGUUACAGGUCUCUAGACACUGUUUAUAAAUAUGGUGUGUUGUCAUUGAAAAUAUGGUUUAACACCUGUGGUAGCAACGACAAUGAUGAAAUGCUAAUGUGAAUCUCUUUCUCAAUCCCAGUUUGAUUUUGAGUGCCGUGCCCAUGGAGCCAAUUUCUUGGCCUAUCCUCCCGUGGUUGCUGGUGGAAAUCGAGCCAAUACACUUCAUUACAUAAACAACAACCAGAUUGUCAAGGUGAAGGGACAUAUGUAAUGUUGCUGCUAAAUGUGGGCCCACAAUUCUGAGGUCAGAAGAGUUUUAGAAUUAUGAACACCCCGGUUUUGCCAAGAUGAAAUCCUAACAUUUCAAACGAUGGUACAUACUACAUCUAUACCAGUAACUCUGUUUGUGUCCAGACAAACAAGACUUUGCCCAAUUCCUUGCCUUUUCUUUCUCUCAGAAUGGGGAGAUGGUGCUACUUGAUGGAGGGUGUGAAUACUUUUGUUAUGUCAGUGAUAUUACUCGCACCUGGCCAGUGAACGGGAAGUAAGUUGCAUCAACAAAGAUAACAUUUUGGAUGUUCACUCCUUCUCUCCUCGCUACCUCCUUUUAAUGAAGUCUCCUUUUCUACCCCUCUCUUGCAUGGUGAGCCCAGGUUCAGCCCUGCCCAGGCAGAGUUGUAUGAGGGGGUGUUGGAGGUGCAGAAGGCCUGUCUGUCUCUGUGCUCCCCAGGAGUCAGUCUGGACCACAUCUACAGCACCAUGUUGGCCCUGCUGGGACGCCUACUCAAACAGCUGGGCAUCGUGAAGGGCUCCACCAGUGAUGCUGAUGCACUUAAGGUACGCUCAGUGUCGCUGUGUCCUGCUCAAAGUAGUUCCAUGGUUGGAGAAAAUAACUCCAUGUCCAAGUUAACUGAUAAUGGUAUCAAAUGCAUGCAUUGAUAACUGAAGGGUGUUUAGCAUCAACUUAAAUGAUAAUAUAUCACUUAUUAACAAAUGUUAUAAUAGUAAUAUUUAAUUGAAAGUAAUAGGUUAUAUUUUGUGGCUUAAGGGGACUUAACUACGGAGACUCAAUGGCUAGGAAAGGGUAUUGGAGGCUAAUGCUGUUUAUCAAAAACCCAAUUAGAUAACAAACACUUUAAUACUAAUAACGUUCAGUAAUAAACCAUUUAGGUCCUUUAUAAUCCUAAAUUCUUACAUUUAUGUGCAGAAACUUCAGACCAUUGACCUUUUUAAUUCAGAUGGGGUAGAAAUGUCAGGACCUGGGUUAGAUUGCACAUUUCCUGACAGUAAAAGCAGCAAAAUAAUGACAAGUCUAGAUGGGAUUUUACAUUUAGAUUCAGACAGUACUAGAACCAGUCUUUAACACCACCGAUUUGAAAAGGUGCGUACAGUCCAGAGACAUGGUUAAUUACCGAAAAAACAAUCCAGACAUGCAAACGCAAGCGUGCGGUUUCUGCCGUGUCGAUUGGGAAAAACAUGCAGAGUUCUCCGGUGCAAUAGCCGGGCAAGCGUAUGGUUCCUCCCAGGACGCAACAUGGUAAAAACACUAAAAUCUCUCCGCGUUUAUGGGGCAUCAGGCCCUAAAUUCAUCAUCCUCAGUGUAAGAGUCAAGGGUAGACAAUAGCAACAGCAACAUGUUAGUUUGUAGCCUAACGAUCAACGUGAGAAAUAAUCAUACAUUUUCUAAGACUCCGAUCUAAAAUAUUAGGCCUAUGAGGUUGCACAUAAUCACAAAUAGGCCUAGGCCAAGUAAUGCAAAUUUAAAUGCAUACUAGUUCCAGAGUAAAAGUCCACAGGCUAAAGAUAACAUUUGGAUCUAUGAACUAAACGCGAAUUCUCUCGCGACCCCACUUCAAAUCAGGCGACCCCACAUGGGGUCGCGACACCUAGUUUGGGAAAACCUGGCCUAGAACAUGUCAAUGUUAAAAGAAUACGAACACAACACAGGAUGUUUAAGGAAAUAUAUUGAACAUUUUUAUUCCAAAACAAUCACACUGUGGUAGUAGUUUGAUGUACUAAUGUUGGAGUAAUGAUUAAUAAAUGGUGAGCAAACUGUUUGUAAAUGCCUUAUAAAUGGUUUAUUACUGACCGUUAUUAUAAAGUGUUAGGCCUACCCAUGAUUGCAGGGCAACAAGGUGAAAAAUCUGUUUGUGCGCUUGAGCAAGGCACUUAACCCUAAUUUUCUCCAGGGGCACUGUACUACUAUGGCUGACCCUGUAAAACAACAUAUUUCACUGCACCUAUCCGGUGUAUGUGACAAUAAUAAAUAUAUAUGUCAAAAUAAAAGGCAGACACAGAACUGAAAGAAGGGACCCUAUCAGUAACAGUUAAAAUAUUUUCUGGGCAAUGAAUCCAGGAACAUUUGAUAUUUUGUGUUUACUUUGCUCUCUCCGAUGGUCUGUGGUCAGGAAAUGACCAUAACGUCUUCUGGCCCAUUUAAACUGUAAAGUAGUGACCUAAUUACACGCUUCGUAAAGCACAAUAUCCCUGUGUACUACCUAUAAUCGAGGUACCACUUUCCUGUAGCAGUUCAACUCUGGGAAAAGGGAAGAAAGCAAGCCAAACCAAAGUUUAAUGUACAUUUGAUUGAGCAGCUGUGCUCUUUCAAAAUACUUGCAUUGCGAAUUGAAGUGUAAUAACACAAGGAAUUUAUUAAAUUUACAUUUUAGUCAUUUAGCAGACGCUCUUAUCCAGAGCGACUUACAGUUAGUGCAUACAUUAUUUUUUUCAUACCCCCUGUGGGAAUCGAACCCACAACCCUGGCGUUGCAAACGCCAUGCUCUAUCAACUGAGCUACAUCCCUGCCAGCCAUUCCCUCCCCUACCCUGGACGAUGCUGGGCCAAUUGUGCACCGCCCCAUGGGUCUCCCGGUCGCGGCCGGCUACAACAGAGCCUGGAUUCGAACCAGGAUCUCUAGUGGCACAGCUAGCACUGUGAUGCAGUGCCUUAGACCACUGCGCCACUCGGGAGACAAUUUAUGCUAAACAAUUGAUGAAAUAUUUGCUAACAAUCCUGACUAGCAAAUUCCUCAAUAUGAAGAUUAAUAGUGAACUCCAACCAAAUGUUGUCCAGUUGAGCAGGUUUAUUUAGCAUAUUAGCAGAUAUGCUAAUUGAAUAAGAACGCAAUAGAAUUUGCGACAUACACAAGUCUAACUGUGGUAAUUUUAGUAGAUACAUUUUUAUUUGCACUUAUGGGACCAACACUCAUCCUUCCCUCCUGAAAAGCAAAUAUUAUAUGUCAUUGAUAGAUAACCAAGUAGAUGAAUACCAGCAGUAAUAAAUGAACUUACAUUUCUCAAACUGAAACUUGACCAUAGAUAAAUCUAGAUUUGUAAUGGAAGGUAACUUUACCAGCACAUGGAAUGAUUAGUUUUACGUGAGAUAUUGGAACAUUGAGUGCAGAGCUUGAACAUGCAGUGUUGUUUGUUGGUUCGGUGACCCGUAUUGCUGCUUCCAGGCGGCGCGGCACUACUGCCCCCACCAUGUUGGUCACUACCUGGGCAUGGAUGUGCACGAUACCCCUGAGCUUUCCCGGUCUCAGCCCCUCCAGCCUGGAAUGGCAAUCACUAUAGAGCCAGGUACUGUAUACAAGAGCCAGGGUACAAUCUCUCUCAUUCACUCACACAGUUCAGUUCUUCAUAUUAGUCAUAUUCAACUGAUUGACAAACUUUGAGAAACUGUGCACUUUUUAGGCUGGAUUAACACUCCACUAGGUGUACUCCGUAGAGGCAACCGCUUUAUUACUGAACCACUCGCCGCACGGUGGGCUCCACAUAGUUUGCAUGGUAGAAUUUGUAACUUUACACAAGCAUCAUUAUGUUUUGCUAAGGAGAAUGCUUUGUGGAGUGUAAACCCAGCCUUCCCAGUGAAACAGCCAGAGAUUCCUACACAAAUACUGAAGCACUACUGUUCCAGUGUUUAAUGCAUGUGUGUGCAUGAAUGCAUCAAGUGACUACACUCCAGUCCAUCUCUCUCUUUCAGGGCUGUACAUAUGUGAGGACGAUGACCAGGUUCCUGAGCGAUUCCGUGGACUUGGGGUGAGAAUAGAGGACGACGUUGUGAUUCAAGACGAGAUAAACCCCUUGAUCCUGUCCUCUGACACACCCAAAACCAUUGCUGAUGUUGAAAGAGCCUGUGCACAGAGUUAGGGCUGAGAGAGACUAGACAUGGGGAGGGUGACUGUACACACUCCUCAAAAUGCUGAGUGUGAGCAAGAGUGAGUGUUCAUCCCUCUCAAGAUGAGUGACGGGUCACAUUUCAGUGGGUUCUUCGUCUUCUGUAAAUUGGCGAUUGCACAAUUUAAUGUGCAUCCCGCCACCUACUGUGCGGGAUAGAAACAGGGUUAUAAACGCAACAUAUAAAGUGUUGGUCCCUUGUUUCAUGAGCUGAAAUAAAAGAUCCCUGAAAUUUUCCAUACACACAAAAAGCUUAUUGCUCUCAAAUUUUGUAUACAAAUUUGUUUAUCUCUCUGUUAGUGAGCAUUUCUCCUUUGCCAAGAUAAUCAAUCCACCUGAAUGUGUUAAAUAUCAUGAAGCUGAUUAAAUAGCAUGAUCAUUACACAGGUGCACCUUGUGCUGGGGACAAUAAAAGGCCACUCUAAAAUGUGUAGUUUUGUCACACAACCCAAUGCCACAGAUGUCUCAAGUUUUGAGGGAGCGUGCAAUUGGCAUGCUAACUGCAGGAAUGUCCAAACAGAGCUGUUGCCAGAGAAUUGACUGUUAAUUUCUCUACCAUAAGCUGCCUCCAACAUCGUUUUAGAGAAUUUGGCAGUACAUCCGACCGUCUCACAACCGCAGACCACGUUUAACAACGCCAGCCCAGGACCUCCACAUCUGGCUUCUUCACCUGCAGGAUCGUCUGAGGAGGGGUGGGGUGUAUUUCUGUCUGUAAUAAAGCCCUUUUGUGGGGAAAACUCAUUCUGAUUGGCUGGGCCUGGCUCUCCAGUGGGUGGGCCUAUGCCCUCCCAGGCCCACCCAUGGCUGCGCCCCUGCCCAGUCAUGUGAAAACCAUAGAUUAGGGCCUAAUGAAUUUAUUUUAAUUGACUGAUUUCCUUCUAUGAACUGUAACUCAGUAAAAUCUUUGAAAUUGUUGGUUUAUAUUUUUGUUCAGUAUAAAAUCCUUAAAUCCCAAAAACGUUUCUGCCACAGCCACAAUAAUCUCCAGUUUCUAAGACUUCUUUGAGACUUGAGCCGUACAGUUUAUAACUGUGGCAAUGAGCGCCACAAAAUCCACCUUUUUAACACACAGGGUAUCUUUUGACUGGCAGCAAACAUUUAAUACAGGCUGUGGUACAUCCACUUCCAUAUCUUCACUAGCAUCCCCUUUUUCCCCAAUUAUUUAUAUGGGUUUCUGGAGGACUACUUGAUUAUUCCUCAUGGAUCUGAAUGUGGUAAUGUUUUCAUUGUCUUUUUGUCUAUUAUAAAAAUAGAAAACGUCUGUUCUCACAAAAAACUAAUACAUUUCACAGGUUCCUUGCAGGAUAGGAGAGCAUUAGAGAAUGGCUUUAUUGUGCAAGAAUUGUUUCAUUUAUUAGGAAUAUUGGGAUUUGAGAUUUAAGAGUUUAUUGUUGAAGACAAAAUGUAUAUUUGUGUGUGUGUUAUAGUCAUGUCUAUUUGAAAAUGCUGUUAUAACAAAAUUCAGUUUUAUUAUUUGUAACAGUUGGUCAUAAAUCAACCUAAAUGAGACACCUGAUAUAGCCUAUAUGAGCAUCGUUUGCCGCAAUGAUAAUGUUAUUAGUAUCGCUAGAGAAGAAGCGAAGCGCCCUCUAAAAUGUAUUCUGAUAUGUUGGUGGAACACGACUGCCCCCUACAGAUGAUAGCACUAGUAUUGCAACUCCGAAAAAAUACGAAAGGAUUUUCCGGGUAAACCCGAGCACCAACCCCCCUUCACGCCUAAUGUUGCUGUACCUCAACCCUCCCCCGUAUCAGAGGAGUAGAAACAACAAGCCGCCAUUUUGUUUGUGCGGACAGACCGAGAGGCAGGAGAUACCGAGAAAGAAAGCGACUUCAGCGCGGAUAACAGCGACUCCGAGACCCGCGGG